This is a messenger RNA of Solanum dulcamara, 914 nucleotides long. RefSeq lists its product as uncharacterized. The transcript is spliced from 2 exons. The coding region runs from base 90 to 590 and encodes 166 amino acids. The record is from RefSeq and is a predicted model, not a curated record. NCBI's taxonomy places the organism in Eukaryota, Viridiplantae, Streptophyta, Magnoliopsida, Solanales, Solanaceae.
GUCCACUUGAAUCACAAUAACCUACAGGCCCGAGCCAUCGGAGCUACCCACCACCCUCUCAUAGGGGUUGGGUUGGUCGGGCAUUCUCCAUGUCACACCUCACCGGAGCUCCGCUAUCAGAACCACCGUUUGCACCAUCCUCAGCGGCGAUGUCUCCCUUGUACAAACAGAAAUCUUGGUCACCGGACACGUUUCGCGAUGAGGCGUGGCAGCGGCGGAAAGGUACCCAUGGAAGCCGCCGGAAACGGCGGAGCAAGAGCGUUACCGAUGAUGACCUUGAUGAGAUUAAGGCUUGUAUUGAGUUAGGGUUUGGAUUUGACUCACCGGAAAUGGAUCAACGAUUGUCUGAUGCUUUCCCGGCCUAUGACCUGUUUUACGCCGUCAAUAAACAAUAUGUCGACACCAUUUCAAAGGCUCCGUCUGUAUCAUCAGUCAUCUCUGAUUGCGAGUCAACCAUUCCUCCGGAUAGUCCCCACACCAUUGUCGAUCCAGGAAAAAUGAAUGUAGGAGAUAAUCCUCAGGCAGUGAAGACAAGGUUGCGGCAAUGGGCACAAGUGGUUGCUUGCGUGGUGCGUCAAUCUUCAUAUUAAUGGAUGCUGGAAGUUGCAUAUCUGUUGAUUGAAUGAAUAGAAAGAUGAUGGUAAUUUGUUGUACCAGUACUAUUGUUUUUCGGGGCAUUGAAGCAAAAAGGGACUAAAUCAAACAAAUCAUAUUCAAUCUUAGAGCUAGUACUUUGUUGAUUUGAUGUUUAUUAAUAUGAUGAUUGUGCUGCAACCACAAAUACAACUGAUCCAUCCCAAACAAUCUCUUGUUAAUUAAUUGCUAGUAGCCUUGUUUGUUGAUAUUUCCAUCAUUUGUAACAUCCUUGGAAGACUGUUUUUUUUCCUUUGGAAUGUUUCGUCUUUUUCCCUUCA